AUGUCACCCACGCCCGACGCUCACCGCAAGGGCCUCGAGCCUGACUCGAUAACCGUUCAAGAGACUGUGGAUCGUCAAACAACUGGAAUAUCUGGAGAUGGCGACAAGUACUCCCACGACGCUCCUAAUGGAGUCGAUCGCUCUAACUCUGAAAUCCAUGAAGAAGCCGGUGUGAGCAGGGUCGAAGCCUUCAACAAGGCGAUGUACCAGUCAGGCGAAACGGGAAAAAUCCUGCUCUGGCUUCUGGGAAUCUCUAUCUGGUUGACCAUGUUUGCGUACGCGCUUGACAUGGGUAUUACUACCAGCAUUUUCGGCACCCUGGCCACUUCGACCUUCGGUCUUCACAGUCAGCUCGGCGCUGUCAACACCGCCAGCCAAAUCAUUCGCGCCAUUAGCAAGCCCUUCAUUGGAAAACUUGCAGACAUCACCUCGCGACCGACAACCUACGUAACUAUCUUGGCGUUCUAUGCAGUCGGUUUCGCCGUCGCUGCAAGCGCCAAAAACUUCUCAUCCUACACCGUCGGUAUCUGCUUCACCGCAGUUGGAAAAUCGGGUCUCGAUCUCCUGAGCGAUAUCAUUGUGGCCGAUCUGACUCCUCUGGAAUGGCGAGGUUUCUUCAGUGCAUGCCUCUCCCUCCCCUUCGUCGUUACAGUCCCCAUCAACGGUUUCAUUGUCGAGGGAUUCGAGGAUAACUGGAGAUGGGCGCUGGGAAUGUUCGCUAUUCUGGUGCCUGCCCUUCUCAUCCCCGCUAUCAUAACGCUCUAUGCGAUGCAACGACGUGGCGAGAAAUCAGGCAUGGUCACCUUGGCCCAUUCGAAAGAUGUUCGCACUGGCGCCGCCACGAAUUCGCCCCAGACCUUUGACUUUUGGGCAAAGAUGGCCUACCAGGGUUUCAUCGAGAUUGAUAUUAUUGGCCUCAUCAUUCUUGGCUUUGGGUUUUCUUUGAUUCUAUUGCCCUUCACUCUUGCAGAAGGUGCUAAAGGUGGCUGGUCCAAUCCUAGAAUGAUUGCCAUGAUUACUGUUGGAUUCGUCUGUCUCAUUAUCUUUGUCCUGUUUGAAGUAUUUGUCGCACCUCAUCCGAUCAUGACCAAGCGCGUCAUAAACAACAGAGCGUUCAUCGCGGGUGUCUUCAUCCACACCUUCAACCAGAUGGCUUCGUCCGUCCGCAACACUUAUUUCUCGUCUUAUAUUUACAUCAUCAAGGAUUGGACUUCCUACGAGUGGACUAUCUUCUUGGGUGUUACCACAAUGGGUCUAUCUUUGGUUGGACCUUUUGUAGGCCUCAUCCACCGAGUGUCUCACCGUUACAAGAAUGUCAUGGUUUUUGGUGCUGCGGCCAAGAUUGUUGGCUAUGCCAUCCUCGUUCAAGGCAAUGGAAACAUGACUCAGGAUACUGCCCGACUGGUUGCUUCCCAGUUGAUUUUCUGUCUCUCUUCGCUGAACGUCGUUGGUGCCCGUGUUGGUGUUCAGGCAUCUGUCCCUCACGAGGAUGUGGCCUCCAUAAUCUCCAUCAUCUCUCUGUGGUCCACCCUGGGAUCUAGUAUCGGUAGCGCCGUCGCGUCGGCUAUCUGGACCAACCAGAUGCUCAAAGAGAUGUUCAAACAGCUCCCCGGCGUUCCCAGUGAAACAAUCACUGACAUUUACGGGGACAUCAAGGCACUGCGGACAGGCUAUGAUUUCUUAGAUCCAAUUCGCCAAGGUUCUAUUCGUGCUUACUCCAUUGUGAACGGAAAUAUUACCGUUGCUUCAAUCUGCCUCGCCGCCAUUCCGCUUAUUGCGUCCUUCUUCAUGCCUGAUUACUACCUUGGUAAGCAGCAGAACGCAAUCAACAACCGGGGCGUCGACGGUGAGGUCGUCGAUAUUCCGGAUCAGCAUUCGGAGAGGAGAGAUGCGCAGAAUGAAUCUGUGCCACUAUGGCGCAAGGUUAUUUCGUUGUAUCGUAAGUAG
Penicillium manginii is the source of this 1947-nucleotide messenger RNA. RefSeq lists its product as uncharacterized. The record is from RefSeq and is a predicted model, not a curated record. Bases 1 to 1947 code for a protein of 648 amino acids. NCBI's taxonomy places the organism in Eukaryota, Fungi, Ascomycota, Eurotiomycetes, Eurotiales, Aspergillaceae. Gene Ontology annotation, biological process: transmembrane transport. The transcript has a single exon. Gene Ontology annotation, molecular function: transmembrane transporter activity.